Messenger RNA from Medioppia subpectinata, 390 nucleotides. Lineage: Eukaryota; Metazoa; Arthropoda; Arachnida; Sarcoptiformes; Oppiidae. The record is from the annotation of a GenBank genome assembly.
AUGUGUAGCCGACACCGACACAGUCACUGUAAUUGUAGUGAAUGCCAACCGCGACCCAUCAUAAUCUACGGUUGUCCGACCCCUGAAGACAGCCAACUAUGGGGUCACAUACCGUUCCCACCGCAACAGUUCGACCAGAAACUGGCCACAGAGUCGGGCGAACCCGUGAAACGAGGCUGGUUUUCAAAUUGGGGCUGGGGUUGUAAGCGCCAACAUCACCAUGGUUGUCGUUGCGCUUAUUGCGAUUACCGUUAUAACCGCCAUCACCACAAUGAUGGCGGUAAACACUGUUGGCAACGAUACUGGGCUGAGAAGGGCUCGUCGCCCACCCCGUCGGCCGACAACCCGACCAAGAUUGACACCAAUACUGCAGAUGCGCCUAAAUCUUAG